AACAGAGCAACUCACCGUAACUGCUGACAGUUCUGUUCUGUGCCGCCAAACCACGGUGUGUUUCCCCGGUUAUUACCGUCAACGGACAUGUCACGGAAAGCCAAAGAAGAAUAUUAUCGCUUCUUUACCGUUACCGACCCGCGUACACACGAGAAAGGACACACCGAGUACAAAGUGACAGCGAGGUUUGUGUCCAAGCGUCAUCCAGAAGAUGUGAAGGAGGUGGUGGUGUGGAGGAGGUUCUCAGAGCUGAAGAAGCUCCAUGGAGAGUUGGCCUACACACACAGGAACCUGUUCAGAAGACAGGAGGAGUUUCCGCCUUUUCCUCGCGCACAAGUUUUUGGGCGGUUUGAUGAGGCUGUGAUUGAGGAGAGGAGGAAUGCAGCAGAAACCAUGCUUCUGUUUACUACCAGCAUACCUGCACUCUACAACAGCCCACAGCUCAAGGACUUCUUCAGAGGCGGCGAGGUCACAAGACCUCUGGAUCCCUCCCCUCUCGCCUCCGCCGGGCCUCUGCCUCCCCCUCUCAUCCCUCUCCCUAAACGAAGGGCCUCAGACUGUGAGCCUGCAGAAGAAGAGGAAGGGAGGGAGGCUCCUACUUUACCUCAAGAUCUGGGCACCAACCUGAGCUUAGAAGUGGGAGAACCGGAGGUGGCAGCUGAGGCCUACAGCGAGAUCGGAGGAUCCCCGACAGAAGAGGAACGGGAGGAGCUUAGCGAUGCAGAACUAAAUGACCGAGUUCCAUCUCCUGAACCAUCCCCAGCCAGAAACCACCAACAAUCGACAGAGACCCAGGAAGAAUUUGAUUCACUGUUUGACUCCGUGGCUGAAGAACAAAUCCCAUCUCCGAAGGAAGACGUUCCUCCUCCACUGUCUGAUAAUGACUUGGCUGUCUUUGAUCCCUGCUAUAAACAAGAUAGAUCAGAUUCCGCCACGGAUCACUCAGAACUGUUCUCGCUGCCACCGGCCAGUCUGGACGGGAGAGACGCAGGCUACUUGAACCAAGCAGCCAACGAGCUAACAGCUGCCAUGGAGAGGGAGAAGGAGGGAGAAUUUAGUUCUGCCAUUCGUCGAUACAGGACGGCGGUGGAUAUUCUGAUCACUGGAGUUCAGGGAGACCCUGACCCGGCACGCAGGGAGUCCGUGAUGAGGAGGACGGCUCAGUAUCUGAAGCACACCGAGAUGUUGGUCGACAGGCACUCCUCGCCCACACACACUCUCACGCCCACACACACACAUGCACAGGACCCGUAGACCCGCACACACACACACACUGUACAUUAAUACACACAUGAAGACAGAUCAAAGACAAACGAGCUCAGGGUUGUGAUGUGCACACACGUGUCACACAUACUCACAAAAAAAUGCACAAUGAAGUAUGGCAAGAUCCAUCUGAGCCCCAACAUUCCCAAACAGAAGGUCGUCCAGGUGGGAAAUGCUACUGUUUAUGUCACACACACACACAUGUAGACACACACUCCUGAGGUACACACUACACUGCAGACUGGUCCUUUAGUUGCCUUUGUUUAGUGACAAAUGUGUGAUUUACAACAUCUAAAUAUAUGGAAAGUAACUGUACACCAACUGGAUUCAUGGAUAAACAAUCCAUCUCUCUACCUUGGUCUCUGUAUCUUGCUUUUAUAAUGUUCUCUUCUUGGAUACAGUAACGUGUAUGUAUAUCAGUGAUUUGCAUUUUGCACAAUGUUUUGUUAAUAAAUAUGAUUUUAAUUUAA
Molecule: messenger RNA, 1733 nt
Organism: Stegastes partitus (bicolor damselfish)
Lineage: Eukaryota; Metazoa; Chordata; Actinopteri; Pomacentridae
Gene: snx15
Product: sorting nexin 15
Exons: 7
Coding region: 88-1254 (388 amino acids)
Molecular function (GO): phosphatidylinositol binding
Source: RefSeq, a predicted model, not a curated record